Molecule: messenger RNA, 1148 nt
Organism: Erpetoichthys calabaricus (reedfish)
Lineage: Eukaryota; Metazoa; Chordata; Cladistia; Polypteriformes; Polypteridae
Product: zinc finger protein 239-like
Exons: 1
Coding region: 69-1139 (356 amino acids)
Biological process (GO): regulation of transcription by RNA polymerase II
Cellular component (GO): nucleus
Molecular function (GO): DNA-binding transcription activator activity, RNA polymerase II-specific; RNA polymerase II cis-regulatory region sequence-specific DNA binding
Source: RefSeq, a predicted model, not a curated record
AGAAGAAUGGCAGCUUCUCUCCACCUUCAUUUGGUCAGCCCUCUCUUCAAUACAAUGAGAAUGGUAUAAUGAAAUCAGCAAUGGGAUCAGAGAACCUGACAGCAGCCUUUUGGCAGUGCAGUUCUCUCCCUGCUGCUGGAGCAACACAGACAGAAGCCAUCAAAACUGAUCGACAACAAGUGGAGAAAGAAAUCCAAAUUCGUACUGGAAAAAAAUGUUGUUUGGAAUGUGGCAAACAAUUCACAUACAACAGUGAUCUUAAUAGGCAUAUGAAGAUUCACACAGGAGAAAAACCAUAUUGUUGUCAUGAAUGUGGAAAGUCAUUCUCAACGAGAAGCAUUCUUCAGAGGCACAGAAGAAUCCACACAGGGGAAAAACCUCAUCGCUGUCCAGAAUGUGGUAAAUCUUUCUCAUGGAGAAGUGAACUUCAUCGGCACAAAAUAAAUCACACAGGAUACAAACCUCAUUUCUGUUCAGAAUGUGGUAAGUCCUUCCUAAUGGGAAGCCACCUUCAGAGGCACAGAAGAAUCCACACAGGAGAAAAACCUCAUUGUUGUCCAGAAUGUGGUAUGUUGUUCUCAUGCAGAAGCAAUCUUCAGAACCACAUAAUAGGCCACACAGGAGAAAAACCUCAUUGUUGCCCAGAAUGUGGUAAGUUGUUCUCAAGGAGAAGCUGUCUUCAGAGACACAGAAGAAUACACACUGGAGAAAAACCUCAUUGCUGUCCAGAAUGUGGUAAAUCUUUCUCCUGGAGAAGUGAACUUCAGCGGCACAAAAUAAAUCACACAGGAGACAAACCUCAUCUCUGUUCAGAAUGUGGUAAGUCCUUCAUAUUUGGAAGCCACCUUCAGAGGCACAGAAGAACCCACACAGGAGAAAAACCUCAUUGCUGUUCAGUAUGUGGUAAACGAUUCUCACGUCCAAGUGCACUUAGGUGCCACAGAUGGAUCCACACUGGAGAGAAGCAGUACACCUGUUCUGAAUGUGGUAAAGGGUACUCUUCCAGAAAAAGUUUUCUGAGACACACGCAAAGUCAUAUUGGAGUAAAGCCUGUCCCAGAAAUGAUAAAUGAUCUUUCCAAUGGCUCCUCGAGCAAAAAAAAUGAAGGAAUAUCUUCUGAAUGCAGUAAAGGACUCUAGUUGAAUGUA